Messenger RNA from Theobroma umbraticum, 981 nucleotides. The record is from RefSeq and is a predicted model, not a curated record. NCBI's taxonomy places the organism in Eukaryota, Viridiplantae, Streptophyta, Magnoliopsida, Malvales, Malvaceae.
AUGGAAAUGGGAAAGAUCGUCGGGCUUGUAUCAUUAAUUGCUCUGUUAAUUGUGGGUGUACGUGUUGUUAUUCAAGGAUAUUGCCAAUGCUCUCUUGGCAAUAUUUCCGUCAGCCAAACCAAAACAGGAACAACGGUGCAAAACAAGCCAGAAUGGCAAGUGACCAUCUCUAACAAUUGCGCCUGCACCCAGUCUGAGUUGAAGCUGAGUUGCAAUGGAUUUCAGACGGUGGAAGAGGUGGAUUCUUCAGUUAUGACCCAAACAGGAGGAGAAUGCCUCAUUAACAAUGGCCAGCCAGUGGCUCCUUCUAGUAACCUCAGUUUUAAGUAUGCUUGGGAUACUCCGUUCCCCUUGAACCCCCUUUCUUCCCAAGUCAACUGUUCUUAACGCAUUCAUGUGUUAUCUGCUACUUUUCUAAGAAGGAAAUAAAAAUACAAUUUUACCCUUAACAAACGGGGUGGGAUUGGUUUGCAAUGGCACCUAGGGUCGGACCUUUUUUGCACUUUCCCUUGGUCAGAUGUCAUCAUAACAGCUCGGCUCCGACUUGGCCGCACUUAUAAUAAUUAUGGAGAUUAAUUAAUUGAUAAGCACUCUGGGGUAUAAUAAUUCUUUAAAAAAUAAUAAUCAAAAUCACCAUUUCUCAAAUCCUUGUUGCAUUAAAAAACCAAACCAUAUGUGACAAUAAAAUAUUCAUUUCAUUCUCAGGCCUUCACAAUUUUACAUAUAAGUACAAUUGGGGCAAAAAAAAAAAGUUUAUUUAUACAAGAACGAUGACAAAAUGAAAUGAAGAGGUCGACAUGUACAUGGUAUCAUUCACUUCAAAUCAACUAGAGAUAAAAUGGGUUUUGAAUUUAUAAAUAUUUUUUUUUUCAUUUAAUAAACAAGUUUUUUUUAGAUGAAAACAUGAUUGACAAAAUUUAAUAUCUUUCGUUAUUUGGUAAAAGAAUUUGGAUACGGCCAGUGCUUCAAUGUACUUUUUUU